This is a messenger RNA of Spodoptera exigua (beet armyworm), 582 nucleotides long. NCBI's taxonomy places the organism in Eukaryota, Metazoa, Arthropoda, Insecta, Lepidoptera, Noctuidae. The record is from the annotation of a GenBank genome assembly.
AUGCCGCUAGUGCCGCAGGACGUAAGAGGAGUGAGUACCCGUGCUAUGUCAGAAGCGCAGCGUGUGAGGGAAGAGGGUGCUGCAGCUCAGACCAGCGAUGCAGAAGCCAAGCCUGUGCAGAUGGAUCUUCUGCUACAGCUGCGGCAAAUGAUGGCAGAACAGCUGCGUGAGCUGAAAGAAGAUCAAGCGCGCCGCCAAGAAGAGCAAGCACGCUGUCAGGCAGAACAGCUGCGGGAGCUGAAAGAAGAUCAAGCGCGCCGCCAAGAAGAGCAAGCGCGCCGCCAAGAAGAGCAAGCGCGCCGCCAAGAAGAGCAAGCGCGCCGCCAAGAAGAGCAAGCACGCUGUCAGUCAGAACAGCUGCGGGAGCUGAAAGAAGAUCAAGCUCGUCGCCAAGAGGAGCAAGCGCGUCGCUUGGAGGACAUGCAUAAAGAUUUCACGAAGGGACUGCAAAAGGCUGUCGAACGGGUACAAGAAGUGGAGGAAGGUUUAGGCAAGUUGGAACAUCGCGUCAUGGCGAUAGAGGAGAGAGUGGAAGAAGAGAUCUCCAAAAUCAAGCAGGAAGUGACAAGCCAAGCCCUUUGA